AUGUCUCCAAAGAGUGCAACUACAGCCACAUCUGAAUCUACAAUGGGGGGAAAAGCUACAACACAACAGGAAUCAACUUAUGAGGAGAGUACAACAGCAGUCACAUCUGAAUCUACAACACUGUCAGAAACAACUUCACACGAGAGUACAAUAACAUGCACAUCUGAAUCUACAGUGGUGCAAGAAUCCACUUAUCCAGAGACUACAACAGCAGCCACAACUGAAUCUCUAAUGCCACAAGAAACUACUUCUCCGGAGAGUACAACAGCAGCCAUAUCUGAAUCUACAACACUGUCAGAAACAACUUCUUCAGAGAGUGCAAUGGCAGCCACAACAGAAUCUCCAAGGGCACAAGAAACCACUUCUCCAGAGAGUACAAGAGCAGCCCCAUCUGAAUCUACACCACUGUCAGAAACCACUUCUCCGGAGUGUACAAUAGCAGGCACAUCUGAAUCUACAGUGGUCCAAGAAACCACUUCUCCAGAGAGUACGGGAGCCACAUCAGCAUCUUCAAGAGGACAAGAAACUACUUCUCUGGCGAGUACAACAGCAGCCACAUCUGAAUCUACACCACUGUCAGAAACAACGUCUCCAGAGAGAACAAUAGCAAUCACAUCUGAAUCUACAGUGGUCCAAGAAACAACUUCUCCAGAGAGUACAACAGCAACCACAUCUGAAUCUCCAAGGGCACAAGAAACCACUUCUCUAGAGAGUACAACAGCAGGCACAACUGAAUCUUCAAGGGCACAAGAAACCACUUCUAUGGAGAGUACAAAAGCACCCACAUCUGAAUCUACAACACUCUCAGAAACAACUGCUCCAGAGAGUAGAAUAGCAGGCACAUCAGAAUCUACAGUGGUGCAAGAAACCACUUCUCCAGAGAGUACAGGAGCCACAUCAGCAUCUUUAAGGGCACAAGAAACUACUUCUCCGGAGAGUACAACAGCACCCACAUGUGAAUCUACACCACUGUCAGAAACAACUUCUCCAGAGAGUACAAUAGCAAUCACAUCUGAAUCUCCAAGGGCACAAGAAACCACUUCUCUGAAGAGUACAAAAACACCCACAUCUGAAUCUACAACACUCUCAGAAACAACUUCUCUUGAGAGGACAAUAGCAGGCACAUCGGAAUCUACAAUGGUGCAAGAAACCACUUCUCCAAAGGGUACAACGGCAGCCACAUCAGAAUCUCCAAGGGCACAAGAAACCACUUUUCCAGAGAGUACAAAAACAGCCGCAUCUGAACUUACAACAGUGUCAGUUUCCAUUUCUCCAGAGAGUACAAUAGCAGCCAGAUCUGAAUCUACAGUGGUCCUAGAAACCACUUCUCCAGAGAGUACGGGAGCCACAUCAGCAUCUUCAAGGGCACAAGAAACUACAUCUCCGGAGAGUACAACAGCACCCACAUCUGAAUUUACACCAUUGUCAGAAACAACUUCUCCAGAGAGUACAAUAGCAGGCACAUCUGAAUCUACAGUGGUCCAAGAAACAACUUCUUCAGAGAGUACAAUGGCAGCCACAUCAGAAUCUCCAAGGGCACAAGAAACUAUUGCUCCAGAGAGUACAACAGCAGCCACAUCUGAAUCUACACCACUGUCAGAAACAACUUCUCCAGAGAGUACAAUAGCAGGCACAUCUGAAUCUACAGUGGUCCAAGAAAUAACUUCUUCAGAGAGUACAAUGGCAGCCACAUCAGAAUCUCUAAAGGCACAAGAAACUACUUCUCCAGAGAGUACAACAGCGGCCACAUCUGAAUCUACAAUGGUCCAGGAAAUCACUUCUCCAGAUAGUACAAUGGCAGCCACAUCUAAAUCUACAACACUGUCAGAAACAACUUCUCCUGAGAGUACAAUAGCAGGCACAUCUAAGUCUACAGUUGGGCAAGAAACCACUUCUCCAGAGAGUACAGAGGCAGCCACAUCUGAAUAUCCAAGGGCACAAGAAACUACUUCUCCAGAGAGUAAAACAGCAGCCACAUCUGAAUCUACAACACUGUCAGAAACAAUUUCUCCAGAGAGUACAAUAGCAGGCACAUCAGAAUCUACAGUGGUGCAAGAAUCCACUUCUCCAGAGACUACAACAGCAGCCACAACUGAAUCUCCAAGGCCACAAGAAACAGCUUCUCCGGAGAGUACAACAGCAGCCAUAUCUGAAUCUACAACACUGUCAGAAACAACUUCUCCAGAGAGUACAACGGCAGCCACAUCAGAAUCUCCAAGGGCACAAGAAACCACUUCUCCAGAGAGUGCAAAUACAGCCGCAUCUGAAUUUACAACAGUGUCAGUUUCCAUUUCUCCAGAGAGUACAAUAGCAGCCACAUCUGAAUCUACAGUGGUCCAAGAAACCACUUCUCCAGAGAGUACGGGAGCCACAUCAGCAUCUUCAAGAGCACAAGAAACUACUUCUCCGGAGAGUACAAUAGCAGGCACAUCUGGAUCUACACUGGACCAAGAAACAACUUCUUCAGAGAGUGCAAUGGCAGCCACAACAGAAUCUCCAAGGGCACAAGAAACCACUUCUCCAGAGAGUACAAGAGCAGCCCCAUCUGAAUCUACACCACUGUCAGAAACCACUUCUCCGGAGUGUACAAUAGCAGGCACAUCUGAAUCUACAGUGGUCCAAGAAACCACUUCUCCAGAGAGUACGGGAGCCACAUCAGCAUCUUCAAGAGGACAAGAAACUACUUCUCUGGCGAGUAGAACAGCAGCCACAUCUGAAUCUACACCACUGUCAGAAACAACUUCUCCAGAGAGUACAACAGCAACCACAUCUGAAUCUCCAAGGGCACAAGAAACCACUUCUCUAGAGAGUACAACAGCAGGCACAACUGAAUCUUCAAGGGCACAAGAAACCACUUCUAUGGGGAGUAGAAAAGCACCCACAUCUGAAUCUACAACACUCUCAGAAACAACUUCUCCAGAGAGUAGAAUAGCAGGCACAUCAGAAUCUACAGUGGUGCAAGAAACCACUUCUCCAGAGAGUACAGGAGCCACAUCAGCAUCUUUAAGGGCACAAGAAACUACUUCUCCGGAGAGUACAACAGCACCCACAUGUGAAUCUACACCACUGUCAGAAACAACUUCUCCAGAGAGUACAAUAGCAAUCACAUCUGAAUCUCCAAGGGCACAAGAAACCACUUCUCUGAAGAGUACAAAAACACCCACAUCUGAAUCUACAACACUCUCAGAAACAACUUCUCUUGAGAGGACAAUAGAAGGCAUAUCAGAAUCUACAGUGGUGCAAGAAACCACUUCUCUAGAGACUACAACAGCAGCCACAACUCUAUCUUUAAGAGCACAAGAAAUUACUUCUCCGGAAAGUACAAAAAUACCCACAUCUGAAUCUACAACACUGUCAGAAACCACUUCUCCGGAGUGUACAAUAGCAGGCACAUCGGAAUCUACAGUGGUCCAAGAAAAAACUUCUCUAGAGAGUGCAAUGGCAGCCACAUCAGAAUCUCCAAGGGCACAGGAAACCACUUCUCCAGAGAGUACAAAAACAGCCACAUCUGAAUUUACAACAGUGUCAGUUUCGAUUUCUCCAGAGAGUACAAUAGCAGCUACAUAUGAAUCUACAGUGGUCCAAGAAACCACUUCUCCAGAGAGUACAAAAAAAGCCUCAUCUGAAUUUACAACAGUGUCAGUUUCGAUUUCUCCAGAGAGUACAAUAGCAGCCACAUCUGAAUCUACAGUGGACCAAGAAACCAUUUCUCCAGAGAGUACUGGAGCCACAUCAGCAUCUUCAAGAGCACAAGAAACUACUUCUCCGGAGAGUACAACAGCACCCACAUCUGAAUCUACACCACUGUCAGAAACAACUUCUCCAGAGAGUACAAUAGCAGGCACAUCUGAAUCUCCAAGGGCACAAGAAACUACUUCUCUGGAGAGUACAACGGCAGCCACAUCAGCAUUUUCAAGAGCACAAGAAACUACUUCUACGGAGAGUACAACAGCACCCACAUCUGAAUCUACACCACUGUCACAAACAACUUCUCCAGAGAGUACAAUAGCAGGCACAUCUGAAUCUACAGUGGUCCAAGAAAUAACUUCUUCAGAGAGUACAAUGGCAGCCACAUCAGAAUCUCCAAAGGCACAAGAAACUACUUCUCCAGAGAGUACAACAGCGGCCACAUCUGAAUCUACAGUGGUCCAAGAAACCACUUCUCCAGAGAGUACUGGAGCCACAUCAGCAUCUUCAAGAGCACAAGAAACUAAUUCUCCGGAGAGUACAACAGCACCCACAUCUGAAUCUACACCACUGUCAGAAACAACUUCUCCAGAGAGUACAAUAGCAGGCACAUCUGAAUCUCCAAGGGCACAAGAAACUACUUCUCUGGAGAGUACAAUGGCAGCCACAUCAGCAUUUUCAAGAGCACAAGAAACUACUUCUACGGAGAGUACAACAGCACCCACAUCUGAAUCUACACCACUGUCAGAAACAACUUCUCCAGAGAGUACAAUAGCAGGCACAUCUGAAUCUCCAAGGGCACAAGAAACUACUUCUCUGGAGAGUACAAUGGCAGCCACAUCAGCAUUUUCAAGAGCACAAGAAACUUCUUCUACGGAGAGUACAACAGCAGCCACAUCUGAAUCUACACCACUGUCAGUAACAACUUCUCCAGAGAGUACAAUAGCAGGCACAUCUGAAUCUACAGUGGUCCAAGAAAUAUCUUCUUCAGAGAGUACAAUGGCAGCCACAUCAGAAUCUCCAAAGGCACAAGAAACUACUUCUCCAGAGAGUACAACAGCGGCCACAUCUGAAUCUACAGUGGUCCAGGAAAUCACUUCUCCAGAUAGUACAAUGGCAGUCACAUCUAAAUCUACAACACUGUCAGAAACAACUUCUCCUGAGAGUACAAUAGCAGGCACAUCUAAGUCUACAGUUGGGCAAGAAACCACUUCUCCAGAGAGUACAGAGGCAGCCACAUCUGAAUAUCCAAGGGCACAAGAAACUACUUCUCCAGAGAGUAAAACAGCAGCCACAUCUGAAUCUACAACACUGUCAGAAACAAUUUCUCCAGAGAGUACAAUAGCAGGCACAUCAGAAUCUACAGUGGUGCAAGAAUCCACUUCUCCAGAGACUACAACAGCAGCCACAACUGAAUCUCCAAGGCCACAAGAAACAGCUUCUCCGGAGAGUACAACAGCAGCCAUUUCUGAAUCUACACCACUGUCAGAAACAACUUCUCCAGAGAGUACAAUAGCAGGCACAUCUGAAUCUCCAAGGGCACAAGAAACUACUUCUCUGGAGAGUACAAUGGCAGCCACAUCAGCAUCUUCAAGAGCACAAGAAACUACUUCUACAGAGAGUACAACAGCACCCACAUCUGAAUCUACACCACUGUCAGAAACAACUUCUCCAGAGAGUACAAUAGCAGGCACAUCUGAAUCUACAGUGGUCCAAGAAACCACUUCUCCAGAGAGUACUGGAGCCACAUCAGCAUCUUCAAGAGCACAAGAAACUACUUCUCCGGAGAGUACAACAGCACCCACAUCUGAAUCUACACCACUGUCAGAAACAACUUCUCCAGAGAGUACAAUAGCAGGCACAUCUGAAUCUCCAAGGGCACAAGAAACUACUUCUCUGGGGAGUACAAUGGCAGCCACAUCAGGAUUUUCAAGAGCACAAGAAACUACUUCUACGGAGAGUACAACAGCACCCACAUCUGAAUCUACACCACUGUCAGAAACAACUUCUCCAGAGAGUACAAUAGCAGGCACAUCUGAAUCUACAGUGGUCCAAGAAACAACUUCUUCAGAGAGUACAAUGGCAGCCACAUCAGAAUCUCCAAGGGCACAAGAAACUACUGCUCCAGAGAGUACAACAGCAGCCACAUCUGAAUCUACACCACUGUCAGCAACAACUUCUCCAGAGAGUACAAUAGCAGGCACAUCUGAAUCUACAGUGGUCCAAGAAAUAACUUCUUCAGAGGGUACAAUGGCAGCCACAUCAGAAUCUCCAAAGGCACAAGAAACUACUUCUCCAGAGAGUACAACAGCGGCCACAUCUGAAUCUACAGUGGUCCAGGAAAUCACUUCUCCAGAUAGUACGAUGGCAGCCACAUCUAAAUCUACAACACUGUCAGAAACAACUUCUCCUGAGAGUACAAUAGCAGGCACAUCUAAGUCUACAGUUGGGCAAGAAACCACUUCUCCAGAGAGUACAGAGGCAGCCACAUCUGAAUAUCCAAGGGCACAAGAAACUACUUCUCCAGAGAGUAAAACAGCAGCCACAUCUGAAUCUACAACACUGUCAGAAACAAUUUCUCCAGAGAGUACAAUAGCAGGCACAUCAGAAUCUACAGUGGUGCAAGAAUCCACUUGUCCAGAGACUACAACAGCAGCCACAACUGAAUCUCCAAGGCCACAAGAAACAGCUUCUCCGGAGAGUACAACAGCAGCCAUAUCUGAAUCUACACCACUGUCAGAAACAACUUCUCCAGAGAGUACAAUAGCAGGCACAUCUGAAUCUCCAAGGGCACAAGAAACUACUUCUCUGGAGAGUACAAUGGCAGCCACAUCAGCAUCUUCAAGAGCACAAGAAACUACUUCUACGGAGAGUACAACAGCACCCACAUCUGAAUCUACACCACUGUCAGAAACAACUUCUCCAGAGAGUACAAUAGCAGGCACAUCUGAAUCUACAGUGGUCCAAGAAACAACUUCUUCAGAGAGUACAAUGGCAGCCACAUCAGAAUCUCCAAGGACACAAGAAAGUACUGCUCCAGAGAGUACAACAGCAGCCACAUCUGAAUCUACACCACUGUCAGUAACAACUUCUCCAGAGAGUACAAUAGCAGGCACAUCUGAAUCUACAGUGGUCCAAGAAAUAACUUCUUCAGAGAGUACAACGGCAGCCACAUCAGAAUCUCCAAAGGCACAAGAAACUACUUCUCCAGAGAGUACAACAGCAGCCACAUCAGAAUCUCCAAAGGCACAAGAAACUACUUCUCCAGAGACUACAACAGCAGCCACAACUGAAUCUCCAAGGCCACAAGAAACAGCUUCUCCGGAGAGUACAACAGCAGCCAUAUCUGAAUCUACAACACUGUCAGAAACAACUUCUCCAGAGAGUACAACGGCAGCCACAUCAGAAUCUCCAAAGGCACAAGAAACUACUUCUCCAGAGAGUACAACAGCGGCCACAUCAGAAUCUCCAAAGGCACAAGAAACUACUUCUGCAGAGACUACAACAGCAGCCACAUCAGAAUCUCCAAGGGCACAAGAAACCACUUCUCCAGAGAGUGCAAAUACAGCCGCAUCUGAAUUUACAACAGUGUCAGUUUCCAUUUCUCCAGAGAGUACAAUAGCAGCCACAUCUGAAUCUACAGUGGUCCAAGAAACCACUUCUCCAGAGAGUACGGGAGCCACAUCAGCAUCUUCAAGAGCACAAGAAACUACUUCUCCGGAGAGUACAAUAGCAGGCACAUCUGGAUCUACACUGGUCCAAAAAACAACUUCUUCAGAGAGUGCAAUGGCAGCCACAACAGAAUCUCCAAGGGCACAAGAAACCACUUCUCCAGAGAGUACAAGAGCAGCCCCAUCUGAAUCUACACCACUGUCAGAAACCACUUCUCCGGAGUGUACAAUAGCAGCCACAUCUGAAUCUACAGUGGUCCAAGAAACCACUUCUCCAGAGAGUACGGGAGCCACAUCAGCAUCUUCAAGAGGACAAGAAACUACUUCUCUGGCGAGUACAACAGCAGCCACAUCUGAAUCUACACCACUGUCAGAAACAACGUCUCCAGAGAGAACAAUAACAAUCACAUCUGAAUCUACAGUGGUCCAAGAAACAACUUCUCCAGAGAGUACAACAGCAACCACAUCUGAAUCUCCAAGGGCACAAGAAACCACUUCUCUAGAGAGUACAACAGCAGGCACAACUGAAUCUUCAAGGGCACAAGAAACCACUUCUAUGGAGAGUACAAAAGCACCCACAUCUGAAUCUACAACACUCUCAGAAACAACUUCUCCAGAGAGUAGAAUAGCAGGCACAUCAGAAUCUACAGUGGUGCAAGAAACCACUUCUCCAGAGAGUACAGGAGCCACAUCAGCAUCUUUAAGGGCACAAGAAACUACUUCUCCGGAGAGUACAACAGCAGCCACAUCUGAAUCUACACCACUGUCAGAAACAACGUCUCCAGAGAGAACAAUAACAAUCACAUCUGAAUCUACAGUGGUCCAAGAAACAACUUCUCCAGAGAGUACAACAGCAACCACAUCUGAAUCUCCAAGGGCACAAGAAACCACUUCUCUAGAGAGUACAACAGCAGGCACAACUGAAUCUUCAAGGGCACAAGAAACCACUUGUAUGGAGAGUACAAAAGCACCCACAUCUGAAUCUACAACACUCUCAGAAACAACUUCUCCAGAGAGUAGAAUAGCAGGCACAUCAGAAUCUACAGUGGUGCAAGAAACCACUUCUCCAGAGAGUACAGGAGCCACAUCAGCAUCUUUAAGGGCACAAGAAACUACUUCUCCGGAGAGUACAACAGCACCCACAUGUGAAUCUACACCACUGUCAGAAACAACUUCUCCAGAGAGUACAAUAGCAAUCACAUCUGAAUCUCCAAGGGCACAAGAAACCACUUCUCUGAAGAGUACAAAAACACCCACAUCUGAAUCUACAACACUCUCAGAAACAACUUCUCUUGAGAGGACAAUAGAAGGCAUAUCAGAAUCUACAGUGGUGCAAGAAACCACUUCUCUAGAGACUACAACAGCAGCCACAACUCUAUCUUCAAGAGCACAAGAAAUUACUUCUCCGGAAAGUACAAAAAUACCCACAUCUGAAUCUACAACACUGUCAGAAACAACUUCUUCAGAGAGUGCAAUGGCAGCCACAACAGAAUCGCCAAGGGCACAAGAAACCACUUCUCCAGAGAGUACAAGAGCAGCCCCAUCUGAAUCUACACCACUGUCAGAAACAACUUCUCCAGAGAGUACAAUAGAAGGCACAUGUAAGUCUACAGUGGGGCAAGAAACCACUUCUCCAGAGAGUACAACGGCAACCACAUCUGAAUAUCCAAGGGCACAAGAAACUACUUCUCCAGAGAGUAAAACAGCAGCAACAUCUGAAUCUACAACAGUGUCAGUUUCGAUUUCUCCAAAGAGUACAAUAGCAGCCACAACUGAAUCUACAGUGGUGCAAGAAACCACUUCUCCAGAGACUACAACAGUAGCCACAACUGAAUCUCCAAGGCCACAAGAAACUGUUUCUCCAGAGAGUACAACAGCAGCCAUAUCUGAAUCUACAACACUGUCAGAAACCACUUCUCCGGAGUGUACAAUAGCAGGCACAUCGGAAUCUACAGUGGUCCAAGAAAAAACUUCUCUAGAGAGUGCAAUGGCAGCCACAUCAGAAUCUCCAAGGGCACAGGAAACCACUUCUCCAGAGAGUACAAAAACAGCCGCAUCUGAAUUUACAACAGUGUCAGUUUCGAUUUCUCCAGAGAGUACAAUAGCAGCUACAUAUGAAUCUACAGUGGUCCAAGAAACCACUUCUCCAGAGAGUACAAAAAAAGCCUCAUCUGAAUUUACAACAGUGUCAGUUUCGAUUUCUCCAGAGAGUACAAUAGCAGCUACAACAGCACCCACAUCUGAAUCUACACCACUGUCAGAAACAACUUCUCCAGAGAGUACAAUAGCAGGCACAUCUGAAUCUCCAAGGGCACAAGAAACUACUUCUCUGGAGAGUACAAAAACACCCACAUCUGAAUCUACAACACUCUCAGAAACAACUUCUCCUGAAAGUACAAUUGCAAGCACAUCAGAAUCUACAGUGGUGCAAGAAAUCACUUCUCUAGAGAGUACAACAACAGCCACAACUGAAUCUUCAAGUGCACAAGAAACUACCUCUCCAGAGGGUACAACAACAGCCACAUCUGAAUGUCCAGGAGCACAAGAAACUAUUUCUCUGGAGAGUACAAAAACACCCAGAUCUGAAUCUACGCCACUCUCAGAAACAACUUUUCCAGAGAGUACAAUUGCAAGCAAAUAUGAAUCUACAGUGGUGCAAGAAACCACUUCUCCAGAGGGUACAACAACAGCCACAUCUGAAUCUCCAGAAGCACAAGAAACAACUUCUCCAGAGAGUAUAAUAGCCGGCAUAUCAGAAUCUACAGUGGUGCAAGAAACCACUUCUACAAAGGGUACAACAGCAGCCACAUCUGAAUCUCCAAAGGCACAAGAAACAACUUCUCCAGAGAGUACAAAAACACCCACAUCUGAAUCUACAACACUCUCAGAAACAACUUCUCCAGAGAGUACAAUAGCAGGCACAUCAGAAUCUACAGUGGUGCAAGAAACCACUUCUCCAGAGAGCAGAACAGCAGCCACAACUGAAUCUUCAAGGACACAAGAAACCACUUCUUCGGAGAUUACAAAAACAGCUGCAUCUGAAUCUACAACACUGCCUGAAACAACUUCUCCAGGGAGUACAAUAGCAGGCACAUCUGAAUCUACAGUGGUCCAAGAAGCCACUUCUCCAGAGAGUACAACAGCAACUACAUCUGAAUCUCCAAGGGCACAAGAAACCACUUCUCCAGAGGAUACAACAGCCACAUCUGAAUCUCCAAGGGCACCAGAAACUACUUCUCCGGAAAGUACAAAAACACCCACAUCUGAAUCUACAAUACUGUCCGAAACCACUUCUCCGGAGUGUACAAUAGCAGGUACAUCUGAAUCUACACUGGUCCAAGAAACAACUUCUUCUAAGAGUACGGGAGCCACAUCAGCAUCUUCAAGAGGACAAGAAACUACUUCGCUGGAGAGUAAAACAGCAGCCACAUCUGAAUCUACACCACUGUCAGAAACAACUUCUUCAGAGAGAACAAUAGCACUCACAUCUGAAUCUACAGUGGUCCAAGAAACCACUUCUCCAGAGAGUACAACAGCAACCACAUCUGAAUCUCCAAGGGCACAAGAAACUACUUCUCUGGAGAAUACAAAAAUACCCACAUCUGACUCUACAACACUGUCAGAAACAACUUCUCCGGAGAGUACAGUAGCAGGCACAUCUGAAUCUACAAUGGUCCAAGAAACAACUUCUUCUAAGAGUACGGGAGCCACAUCAGCAUCUUCAAGAGGACAAGAAACUACUUCUCUGGAGAGUAAAACAGCAGCCACAUCUGAAUCUACACCACUGUCAGAAACAACUUCUUCAGAGAGAACAAUAGCAGGCUCAUCUGAAUCUACAGUGGUCCAAGAAACCACUUCUCCAGAUGGUACAAAGGCAGACACAUCAGAAUCUCCGAGGGCACAAGAAACCACUUCUCCGGAGAGUACAAAAACAGCCACAUCUGAAUCAACAAUACUGUCUGAAACAACUUCUCCUGAGAGUACAAUAGCACGCACAUUUGAAUCUACAGUGGUGCAAGAAACCACUUCUCCAGAGGGUACAACAGCAGCCACAUCUGAAUCUCCAGAGCCACAAAAAACAACUUCUCCAGAGAGUACAAUAGCCGGCACAUCAGAAUCUACAGACGUCCAAGAAACCACUUCUCCAGAGAGUACAACAGCAGCCAUAUCUGAAUCUACACCACUGUCAGAAACAACUUCUCCAGGGAGUACAAUAGCAGCCUCAUCUGAAUCUACAGUGGUCCAGGAAAGCACUUCUCCAGAUAGUACAACAGCAGUCACAUCAGAAUCUCCAAGGACACGAGAAACCACUUCUCCGGAGAGUACAAAAACAGCUGCAUCUGAAUCUACAAUACUGUCUGAAACAACUUCUCCCGUGAGUACAAUAGCACGCACAUUUGAAUCUACAGUAGUAGAAGAAACCAUUUCUCCAGAGGGUACAACAGCAGCCACAUCUGAAUCUCUAGAGGCACAAGAAACAACUUCUCCAGAGAGUACAAUAGCCAGCACAUCAGAAUCUACAGUGAUGCAAGAAACCACUUCUCCAAAGGGUACAACAGUAGCCCCAUCUGAAUCUACAACACUGUCAGAAACAACUUCUCCAGAGAGUACAAUAGCAGGCACAUCUAAGUCUACAGUGGGUCAAGAAACCACUUCUCCAGAGGGUACAACAGCAGCUACAUCUGAAUCUCUAGAGGCACAAGAAACAACUUCUCCAGAGAGUACAAUAGCCAGCACAUCAGAAUCUACAGUGAUGCAAGAAACCACUUCUCCAAAGGGUACAACAGUAGCCCCAUCUGAAUCUACAACACUGUCAGAAACAACUUCUCCAGAGAGUACAAUAGCAGGCACAUCUAAGUCUACAGUGGGUCAAGAAACCACUUCUCCAGAGGGUACAACAGCAGCUACAUCUGAAUCUCCAAGGGCACAAGAAACAACUUCUCCAGAGAGUACAAUAGCCGGCACAACAGAAUCUAGAGUGGUGCAAGAAACCACUUCUCCGGAGAGCACAACAGCAGCCACAACUGAAUCUUCAAGGACACAAGAAACCACUUCUCUGGAGAGUACAACAGCAGCCACAUCUGAAUCUACACCACUGUCUGAAACAACUUCUCCAGAUAGUACAAUAGCUGGCACAUCAGAAUCUACAGUGGUGCAAGAAACCACUUUUCUAAAGGGUACAACAGCAGCCACAUCUGAAUCUCCAAAGGCACAAGAAACAACUGCUGCAGAGAGUACAAAAACAUCCACAUCUGAAUCUACAACACUCUCAGAAACAACUUCUCCAGAGAGUACAAUAGCAGGCACAUCAGAAUCUACAGUGGUGCAAGAAACCACUUCUCCAGAGGGUACAACAGCAGCCACAUCUGAAUCUCCAGAGCCACAAGAAACAACUUCUCCAGAGAGUACAAUAGCAGGCACAUCAGAAUCUACAGUGGUCCAAGAAACCACUUCUCCAGAGAGUACAACAGCAGCCAUAUCUGAAUCUACACCACUGUCAGAAACAACUUCUCCAGGGAGAGAAGCAGGCACAUCUGAAUCUACAGUGGUCCAAGAAACCACUUCUCCAGAGAGUAUAACAGCAACCACAUCUGAAUCUCCAAGGGCACAAGAAACCACUUCUCUAGAGAGUACAACAGUACCCAGAACUGAAUCUUCAAGGGCACAUGAAACCACUUCUCCAGGGGAUACAACAACAGCUACAUCUGAAUCUCCAAGAGCACAAGAAACUACUUCUCUGGAGAGUACAAAAACACCCACACCUGAAUCUACAACACUGUCCGAAACCACUUCUCCGGAGUGUACAAUAGCAGGCACAUCAGAAUCUACAGUGGUGCAAGAAACCACUUCUCCAGAGAGCAGAACAGCAGCCACAACUGAAUCUUCAAGGACACAAGAAACCACUUCUUCAGAGAUUACAAAAACAGCUGCAUCUGAAUCUACAACACUGCCUGAAACAACUUCUCCAGGGAGUACAAUAGCAGGCACAUCUGAAUCUACAGUGGUCCAAGAAGCCACUUCUCCAGAGAGUACAACAGCAACUACAUCUGAAUCUCCAAGGGCACAAGAAACCACUUCUCCAGAGGAUACAACAGCCACAUCUGAAUCUCCAAGGGCACAAGAAACUACUUCUCCGGAAAGUACAAAAACACCCACAUCUGAAUCUACAAUACUGUCCGAAACCACUUCUCCGGAGUGUACAAUAGCAGGUACAUCUGAAUCUACACUGGUCCAAGAAACAACUUCUUCUAAGAGUACGGGAGCCACAUCAGCAUCUUCAAGAGGACAAGAAACUACUUCGCUGGAGAGUAAAACAGCAGCCACAUCUGAAUCUACACCACUGUCAGAAACAACUUCUUCAGAGAGAACAAUAGCACUCACAUCUGAAUCUACAGUGGUCCAAGAAACCACUUCUCCAGAGAGUACAACAGCAACCACAUCUGAAUCUCCAAGGGCACAAGAAACUACUUCUCUGGAGAAUACAAAAAUACCCACAUCUGACUCUACAACACUGUCAGAAACAACUUCUCCGGAGAGUACAGUAGCAGGCACAUCUGAAUCUACAAUGGUCCAAGAAACAACUUCUUCUAAGAGUACGGGAGCCACAUCAGCAUCUUCAAGAGGACAAGAAACUACUUCUCUGGAGAGUAAAACAGCAGCCACAUCUGAAUCUACACCACUGUCAGAAACAACUUCUUCAGAGAGAACAAUAGCAGGCUCAUCUGAAUCUACAGUGGUCCAAGAAACCACUUCUCCAGAUGGUACAAAGGCAGACACAUCAGAAUCUCCGAGGGCACAAGAAACCACUUCUCCGGAGAGUACAAAAACAGCCACAUCUGAAUCAACAAUACUGUCUGAAACAACUUCUCCUGAGAGUACAAUAGCACGCACAUUUGAAUCUACAGUGGUGCAAGAAACCACUUCUCCAGAGGGUACAACAGCAGCCACAUCUGAAUCUCCAGAGCCACAAAAAACAACUUCUCCAGAGAGUACAAUAGCCGGCACAUCAGAAUCUACAGACGUCCAAGAAACCACUUCUCCAGAGAGUACAACAGCAGCCAUAUCUGAAUCUACACCACUGUCAGAAACAACUUCUCCAGGGAGUACAAUAGCAGGCUCAUCUGAAUCUACAGUCGUCCAGGAAAGCACUUCUCCAGAUAGUACAACGGCAGACACAUCAGAAUCUCCAAGGACACGAGAAACCACUUCUCCGGAGAGUACAAAAACAGCUGCAUCUGAAUCUACAAUACUGUCUGAAACAACUUCUCCCGUGAGUACAAUAGCACGCACAUUUGAAUCUACAGUAGUAGAAGAAACCAUUUCUCCAGAGGGUACAACAGCAGCCACAUCUGAAUCUCUAGAGGCACAAGAAACAACUUCUCCAGAGAGUACAAUAGCCAGCACAUCAGAAUCUACAGUGAUGCAAGAAACCACUUCUCCAAAGGGUACAACAGUAGCCCCAUCUGAAUCUACAACACUGUCAGAAACAACUUCUCCAGAGAGUACAAUAGCAGGCACAUCUAAGUCUACAGUGGGUCAAGAAACCACUUCUUCAGAGGGUACAACAGCAGCUACAUCUGAAUCUCCAAGGGCACAAGAAACAACUUCUCCAGAGAGUACAAUAGCCGGCACAACAGAAUCUAGAGUGGUGCAAGAAACCACUUCUCCGGAGAGCACAACAGCAGCCACAACUGAAUCUUCAAGGACACAAGAAACCACUUCUCUGGAGAGUACAACAGCAGCCACAUCUGAAUCUACACCACUGUCUGAAACAACUUCUCCAGAGAGUACAAUAGCUGGCACAUCAGAAUCUACAGUGGUGCAAGAAACCACUUUUCUAAAGGGUACAACAGCAGCCACAUCUGAAUCUCCAAAGGCACAAGAAACAACUGCUGCAGAGAGUACAAAAACACCCACAUCUGAAUCUACAACACUCUCAGAAACAACUUCUCCAGAGAGUACAAUAGCAGGCACAUCAGAAUCUACAGUGGUGCAAGAAACCACUUCUCCAGAGGGUACAACAGCAGCCACAUCUGAAUCUCCAGAGCCACAAGAAACAACUUCUCCAGAGAGUACAAUAGCAGGCACAUCAGAAUCUACAGUGGUCCAAGAAACCACUUCUCCAGAGAGUACAACAGCAGCCAUAUCUGAAUAUACACCACUGUCAGAAACAACUUCUCCAGGGAGUACAAUAGCAGGCACAUCUGAAUCUACAGUGGUCCAAGAAACCACUUCUCCAGAGAGUAUAACAGCAACCACAUCUGAAUCUCCAAGGGCAGAAGAAACCACUUCUCUAGAGAGUACAACAGUACCCAGAACUGAAUCUUCAAGGGCACAUGAAACCACUUCUCCAGGGGAUACAACAACAGCUACAUCUGAAUCUCCAAGAGCACAAGAAACUACUUCUCUGGAGAGUACAAAAACACCCACACCUGAAUCUACAACACUGUCCGAAAGCACUUCUCCGGAGUGUACAAUAGCAGGUACAUCUGAAUCUACAGUGGUCCAAGAAACAACUUCUUCUAAGAGUACGGGAGCCACAUCAGCAUCUUCAAGAGGACAAGAAAUUACUUCUCUGGAGAGUAAAACAGCAGCCACAUCUGAAUCUACACCACUGUCAGAAACAACUUCUCCAGGGAGUACAAUAGCAGGCACAUCAGAAUCUACAGUGGUCCAAGAAACCACUUCUCCAGAGAGUACAACAGCAACCACAUCUGAAUCUCCAAGGGCACAAGAAACCACUUCUCUAGAGAGUACAACAGUACCCAGAACUGAAUCUCCAAGAGCACAAGAAACUACUUCUCUGGAGAGUACAAUAGCACGCACAUUUGAAUCUACAGUGGUGCAAGAAACCACUUCUCCAGAGGGUACAACAGCAACCACAUCUGAAUCUCCAAGGGCACAAGAAACCACUUCUCUAGAGAGUACAACAGUACCCAGAACUGAAUCUCCAAGAGCACAAGAAACUACUUCUCUGGAGAGUACAAAAACACCCACAUCUGUAUCUACAACACUCUUAGAAACAAUUUCUCCAGAGAGUACAAUAGUAGGCACAUCAGAAUCUACAGUGGUGCAAGAAACCACUUCUCCAGAGACUACAACAGCAGCCACAACUGAAUCUUCAAGGACACAAGAAACCACUUCUCCGGAGAGUACAAGAGCAGCCACAUCUGAAUCUACACCACUGUCAGAAACAAUUUCUCCAGAGAGUACAAUAGCAGGCUCAUCUGAAUCUACAGUGGUGCAAGAAACCACUUCUCCAGAUGGUACAAAGGCAGACACAUCAGAAUCUCCGAGGGCACAAGAAACCACUUCUCUGGAGAGUACAAAAACAGCCACAUCUGAAUCAACAAUACUGUCUGAAACAACUUCUCCUGAGAGUACAAUAGCACGCACAUUUGAAUCUACAGUGGUGCAAGAAACCACUUCUCCAGAGGGUACAACAGCAGCCACAUCUGAAUCUCCAGAGCCACAAAAAACAACUUCUCCAGAGAGUACAAUAGCCGGCACAUCAGAAUCUACAGACGUCCAAGAAACCACUUCUCCAGAGAGUACAACAGCAGCCAUAUCUGAAUCUACACCACUGUCAGAAACAACUUCUCCAGGGAGUACAAUAGCAGGCUCAUCUGAAUCUACAGUGGUCCAGGAAAGCACUUCUCCAGAUAGUACAACGGCAGUCACAUCAGAAUCUCCAAGGACACGAGAAACCACUUCUCCGGAGAGUACAAAAACAGCUGCAUCUGAAUCUACAAUACUGUCUGAAACAACUUCUCCCGUGAGUACAAUAGCACGCACAUUUGAAUCUACAGUAGUAGAAGAAACCAUUUCUCCAGAGGGUACAACAGCAGCCACAUCUGAAUCUCUAGAGGCACAAGAAACAACUUCUCCAGAGAGUACAAUAGCCAGCACAUCAGAAUCUACAGUGAUGCAAGAAACCACUUCUCCAAAGGGUACAACAGUAGCCCCAUCUGAAUCUACAACACUGUCAGAAACAACUUCUCCAGAGAGUACAAUAGCAGGCACAUCUAAGUCUACAGUGGGUCAAGAAACCACUUCUCCAGAGGGUACAACAGCAGCUACAUCUGAAUCUCCAAGGGCACAAGAAACAACUUAUCCAAAGAGUACAAUAGCCGGCACAACAGAAUCUAGAGUGGUGCAAGAAACCACGUCUCUGGAGAGCACAACAGCAGCCACAACUGAAUUUUCAAGGACACAAGAAACCACUUCCCCGGAGAGUAAAACAGCAGCCACAUCUGAAUCUACACCACUGUCUGAAACAACUUCUCCAGAGAGUACAAUAGCUGGCACAUCAGAAUCUACAGUGGUGCAAGAAACCACUUCUCUAAAGGGUACAACAGCAGCCACAUCUGAAUCUCCAAAGGCACAAGAAACAACUGCUGCAGAGAGUACAAAAACACCCACAUCUGAAUCUACAACACUCUCAGAAACAACUUCUCCAGACAGUACAAUAGCAGGCACAUCAGAAUCUACAGUGGUGCAAGAAACCACUUCUCCAGAGAGUACAGCAGCAGCCAUAUCUGAAUCUACACCACUGUCAGAAACAACUUCUCCAGGGAGUACAUUAGCAGGCUCAUCUGAAUCUACAGUGGUCCAGGAAAGCACUUCUCCAGAUAGUACAACGGCAGACACAUCAGAAUCUCCAAGGACACGAGAAACCACUUCUCCUGAGAGUACAAUAGCACGCACAUUUGAAUCUACAGUAGUAGAAGAAACCAUUUCUCCAGAGGGUACAACAGCAGCCACAUCUGAAUCUCUAGAGGCACAAGAAACAACUUCUCCAGCGAGUACAAUAGCCAGCACAACAGAAUCUACAGUGAUGCAGGGAACCACUUCUCCAAAGAGUACAACAGUAGCCCCAUCUGAAUCUACAACACUGUCAGAAACAACUUCUCCAGAGAGUACAAUAGCAGGCACAUCUAAGUCUACAGUGGGUCAAGAAACCACUUCUCCAGAGGGUACAACAGCAGCUACAUCUGUAUCUCCAAGGGCACAAGGAACAACUUCUCCAGAGAGUACAAUAGCUGGCACAUCAGAAUCUACAGUGGUGCAAGAAACCACUUCUCCGGAGAGCACAACAGCAGCCACAACUGAAUCUUCAAGGACACAAGAAACCACUUCUCCGGAGAGUACAACAGCAGCCACAUCUGAAUCUACACCACUGUCUGAAACAAUUUCUCCAGAGAGUACAAUAGCUGGCACAUCAGAAUCUACAGUGGUGCAAGAAACCACUUCUCUAAAGGGUACAACAGCGGCCACCUCUCAAUCUCCAAAGGCACAAGAAACAACUUCUCCAGAGAGUUCAAAAACACCCACAUCUGAAGCUACAACACAACAGGAAUCAACUUCUGAGGAAAGUACAACAGCAACCACAUCUGAAUCUACACCACUGUCUGAAACAACUUCUCCAGAGAGUACAAUAGCCGGCAAAUCAGAAUCUACAGUGGUGCAAGAAACCACUUCUCUAAAGGGUACAACAGUGGCCACCUUUCAAUCUCCAAAGGCACAAGAAACAACUUCUCCAGAGAGUUCAAAAACACCCACAUCUGAAGCUACAACACAACAGGAAUCAACUAGUGAGGAAAGUACAACAGCAGUCACAUCUGAAUCUACAACACUGUCAGAAAAAUCUUCUCCAGAGAGUACCAUAGCAGAAAUAUCUAAUUCCACAAGAGAGCAAGGAACAAUUUCUUCAGGGAAUAUAACAUUCACAUCGGAAUCUACAAUGAUACAAAAACCAACUUCUCCAGGGAGUACCACAGUCACCACAUCUGAUUCUACAAUCGUCAAAGAAAUAACUUCUCUACAGAAAACAACAGCAGCCACAUCUGCUUCGACAACAUUGUCAGAAGCCAUUUCUCCAGAGAGUACAAUAGUAGGCACAUCUGAAUCAACAGUGGUGCAAGAAUCCACUUCUCCAGAGAGUACAACAGCAGCCACAACUGAAUCUACACCACUGUCUGAAACAACUUCUCCCAAGAGUACAAUAGCAGACCCAUCAGAAUCUGCAAUGGUACAAGAAACAACUUCUUCACAGGGUGCAACAGCAGCCACAUCUGAAUCUCCAAGGGCACAAGAAACUACUUCUCCAGAAAGUAAAAAAGCAUUCACAUCUGAAUCUACAAAACUGUCAGAAACAACUUCUCCAGAGAGUACAAUAGCAGGCACAUCUGAAUCUACAGUGAUCCAAGAAACCACUUAUCCAGAUAGUACAACAGCAGCCACAUCAGAAUCUCCAAGAGCACAAGAAACUACUUCUCCAGAGAGUACAUCAGCAGCCGCAUCUGAAUCUACAACAGUGUCGGUUACCAUUUCUCCAGAGAAUACAAUAGCAGGCACAUUUGAAUCUACAAUGGUCCAAGAAACCACUUCUCCAGAGAGUACCACGGCAGCCACAUCAGAAUCUCCAAGGACACAAGAAACCACUUCUCCAGAGAGUACAACAGCAACUACAUCUGAAUCUACAACACUGUCUGAAAAAACUUCUCCUGAGAGUACAAUAGCAGGCACAUCUCAGUCUACAAUGGUGCAAGAAAACACUUCUCCAGAGGGUACAACAGCAGCCACAUCUGAAUCUCCAAAGGCACAAGAAACUACUUCCCCGAAGAGUACAAAAACAGCUGCGUCUGUAUCUACAACAGUGUCAGUUACCAUUUCUCCAGAGAGUACAAUAGCAGGCACAUCUGAAUCUACAGUGGUCCAAGAAACCACUUUUCCGGAAAGUGCAACAGCAGGCCCAUCAGAAUCUACACCACUGUCAGAAACAACUUCUCCCGAGGGUACAACAGCAGCCACAUCUGAAUCUCCUAGGGCACAGGAAACUACAAAAGCACUCACAUCUGAAUCUACACCACUGUCUGAAACAACUUCUCUAGAGAGUACAAUAGCAGGCACAUCUGAAUCUACAAUGGUGCAAGAAACCACUUCUCCAGAGGGUACAACAGCAGACACAUCUGAAUCUCCAAAGGCACAAGAAACUACUUCUCCAGAGAGUACAACAGCAGCCACAUCUGAAGCUACAACACAACAGGAAUCAACUGAGGAGAGUACAACAGUUGUCACGUCUGAAUCUACAAGACUGUCAGAACCAACUUCUCCAGAGAGUACCAUAACAGACAUAUCUGAUUCCACAAGAGCACAAGGAACAACUUCUUCAAGGACUAUAACAGCAGCCACAUCGGAAUCUGCGAUGAUACAAAAAUCAACUUCUCCAGAGAGUAAAACAGUCACCACAUUGGAAUCUGCAAUUGUCAAAGAAACAACUUCUCUACAGAGAACAACAGCAGCUGCAUCUGAAUCUACAACAGUGUCAGUUACCAUUUCUCCAGAGAGCACAAUAGCAGCCACAUCUGAAUCUACAGUGGUCCAAGAAACCACUUCUCCAGAGAGUACAAAAACAGCCAAAAUUGAAUCUACAACAGUGUUGGUUACCAUUUCUCCAGAGAGUACAAGAGCACCCGCAUCUGAAUCUACAACACUGCCUGAAACAACCUCUCCAGAGAGUACAAUAGCAGGCACAUCUCAGUCUACAGUGGUGCAAGAAACCACUUCUCGGGAUAGUACAAAAACACCCACAUCUGAAUCUACAACACUGUCAGAAACAACUUCUCCUGAGGGUACAAUAGCAGGUCCAUCAGAAUCUACAAUGGUGCAAGAAACCACUUCUCCAGUGGGUACAACAGCAGCCACAUCUGAAUCUCCAAGGGCACAAGAAACCACUUCUCCGGAGAGUACAACAGCAGCCACUUCUGAAUUUACAACACUGUCAGAAACAACUUCUCCGGAGAUUACAAUAGGAGGCACAUCAGAAUCUACAGUGGUGCAAGAAACCACUUCUCCAAAGGGUACAACACCAGCCACAUCUGAAUCUCCAAGAGCACAAGAAACCACUUCUCCGGAGAGUACAAAAACAGCUGCAUCUGAAUCUACAAUACUGUCUGAAACAACUUCUCCCGUGAGUACAAUAGCACGCACAUUUGAAUCUACAGUAGUAGAAGAAACCAUUUCUCCAGAGGGUACAACAGCAGCCACAUCUGAAUCUCUAGAGGCACAAGAAACAACUUCUCCAGAGAGUACAAUAGCCAGCACAUCAGAAUCUACAGUGAUGCAAGAAACCACUUCUCCAAAGGGUACAACAGUAGCCCCAUCUGAAUCUACAACACUGUCAGAAACAACUUCUCCAGAGAGUACAAUAGCAGGCACAUCUAAGUCUACAGUGGGUCAAGAAACCACUUCUCCAGAGGGUACAACAGCAGCUACAUCUGAAUCUCUAGAGGCACAAGAAACAACUUCUCCAGAGAGUACAAUAGCCAGCACAUCAGAAUCUACAGUGAUGCAAGAAACCACUUCUCCAAAGGGUACAACAGUAGCCCCAUCUGAAUCUACAACACUGUCAGAAACAACUUCUCCAGAGAGUACAAUAGCAGGCACAUCUAAGUCUACAGUGGGUCAAGAAACCACUUCUCCAGAGGGUACAACAGCAGCUACAUCUGAAUCUCCAAGGGCACAAGAAACAACUUCUCCAGAGAGUACAAUAGCCGGCACAACAGAAUCUAGAGUGGUGCAAGAAACCACUUCUCCGGAGAGCACAACAGCAGCCACAACUGAAUCUUCAAGGACACAAGAAACCACUUCUCUGGAGAGUACAACAGCAGCCACAUCUGAAUCUACACCACUGUCUGAAACAACUUCUCCAGAUAGUACAAUAGCUGGCACAUCAGAAUCUACAGUGGUGCAAGAAACCACUUUUCUAAAGGGUACAACAGCAGCCACAUCUGAAUCUCCAAAGGCACAAGAAACAACUGCUGCAGAGAGUACAAAAACAUCCACAUCUGAAUCUACAACACUCUCAGAAACAACUUCUCCAGAGAGUACAAUAGCAGGCACAUCAGAAUCUACAGUGGUGCAAGAAACCACUUCUCCAGAGGGUACAACAGCAGCCACAUCUGAAUCUCCAGAGCCACAAGAAACAACUUCUCCAGAGAGUACAAUAGCAGGCACAUCAGAAUCUACAGUGGUCCAAGAAACCACUUCUCCAGAGAGUACAACAGCAGCCAUAUCUGAAUCUACACCACUGUCAGAAACAACUUCUCCAGGGAGAGAAGCAGGCACAUCUGAAUCUACAGUGGUCCAAGAAACCACUUCUCCAGAGAGUACAAAAACAGCCAAAAUUGAAUCUACAACAGUGUUGGUUACCAUUUCUCCAGAGAGUACAAGAGCACCCGCAUCUGAAUCUACAACACUGCCUGAAACAACCUCUCCAGAGAGUACAAUAGCAGGCACAUCUCAGUCUACAGUGGUGCAAGAAACCACUUCUCGGGAUAGUACAAAAACACCCACAUCUGAAUCUACAACACUGUCAGAAACAACUUCUCCUGAGGGUACAAUAGCAGGUCCAUCAGAAUCUACAAUGGUGCAAGAAACCACUUCUCCAGUGGGUACAACAGCAGCCACAUCUGAAUCUCCAAGGGCACAAGAAACCACUUCUCCGGAGAGUACAACAGCAGCCACUUCUGAAUUUACAACACUGUCAGAAACAACUUCUCCGGAGAUUACAAUAGGAGGCACAUCAGAAUCUACAGUGGUGCAAGAAACCACUUCUCCAAAGGGUACAACACCAGCCACAUCUGAAUCUCCAAGAGCACAAGAAACCACUUCUCCGGAGAGUACAAAAACAGCCACAUCUGAAUCUACAACAGUGUCAGUUACCAUUUCUCUAGAGAGUACAAAACCAGCCGGAUCUGAAUCUACAACACAACAGGAAUCAACUUCUCAGAGUAUAACAGCAGUCACAUCUGAAUCUACAAAACUGUCAAAAACAACGUCUCCAGAGAGUACCAUAGCAGACAUAUCUGAUUCCACGAGAGCGCAAGGAACAACUUCUUCAGAGAAUAUAACAGCAGCCACAUCGGAAUCUACGAUGAUGCAAAAAUCAACUUCUCCAGAGAGUACAAUAGUACGCACAUCUGAAUCUACAGUGAUCCAAGAAACCACUUCUCCAGAGAGUACAACAGCAUCCACAUCUGAAUCUCUAAGGGCACAAGAAACUACUUCUCCUGAAAGUACAACAGCACCCACAUCUGAAUCUACAACACUGUCAGAAACAACUUCUCCGGAGAGUACAAUAGCAGGCACAUCUGAAUCUACAGUGGUCCAAGAAACCACUUUUCCAGAUAGUACAACGGCAGCCACAUCAGAAUCUCCAAGAGUACAAGAAACUACUUCUCCGGAGAGUACAACAGCAGCCACAUCUGAAUCUACAAUACUGUCUGAAACAACUUCUCCUGAAAGUACAAUAGCAGGCACAUCUGAGUCUACAAUGGUGCAAGAAACCACUUCUCCAGAGAAUACAACAGAAGCCUCAUCAGAAUCUCCAAGGGCACAAGAAACCACUUCUCCAGAUAUUACAACACCAUCUUCAUCUGAUUCUACAAAAGUGACAGAAACAAUUUUUCUGGAGAGUACAAUAGCAGCCACAUCUAAAUCUACAGUGGUGCAAGAAACCACUUUUCCAGGGAGUACAGCAGCAGCUGCCUAUGAAUAUUCAACAGUGUCAGAAUCAACUUCUCUGGAGAGCACAACAGUAGUCACAUCUGAAUCAACAGUGGUGCAAGGAACAUCUUCUUCAGGGAAUUCAGCAACAUCCACCUCUGAAUCUUCAAUGAUGCAAGAAACAGCUUCUCCAAAUAAUACUACAGGAACACCAAUAUUAACAAAAUCUUUGACUCCUACAAUAGCAGCCACAUCUGAAACUACAAUGUUGCAAAAAACAACUUCCCUAGAAAAUACCACAAAUAUUGUGAUAGGAACAUCAUCCCUAACUUUUACUAAUACAACACAAAAGCAAUUAACAACAUUCAAAUCUGAUUCCACAACAGCAUCAGCAACUGUUUCUUCAGAGAGUGGGAAAAGCAGUAUCAUUCCAACAACAUUUGCUACAAAGAGCCCAUCUACUAUAACCGGGAAUGAUUUUUCUGAUUCUAAUUUUGAACCAUCGUCAGCAACAACUCAAUCGUCUAUUACUGUCACGGAAGUCAAAUUACCACAGUGGACUUUCGUCAUUAUCGUGGGACUGAAUGUCAUGGGAGUUUUCUUGUUCCUGACAUGCCUUGGCUUCUUGGUCGUUGGCUUCCUGAGGUCACCCAUGUCCAUGGCAAGAUCUGUAGCUUAUGGUGUAUAAGGAAGCCACCUUAUACAGCUGGCAGUUCAGCUGGGGAAGGAACUAUGGUCAGCAAGUGCUUUAGGAACAACAACAGCCAGCAGAUACUUCAGGACUCCCAGGACUGGAACUGGGGAAGGGAGAGAAUCAGCCAAAACUGCGACAAUAACAAUAAUAAUUAUGCCUUGGUACAACAAGGUUUGGGGCUUUCUCCCCAGCAUCCUAUUUUUUGUGUUCCUUUUAGUUAUAAUCCUUUUCUCUAGGAUGUACAGGGCUGUCAACUGAUCUCAUUUUUCCCCUUGAAAUUCUCCUGAGGUUUUAUCAAACAUACAAGGUCUUCUGAUGCGAUGAUGAUAGGACUAUUUUAUCUAUCUAAUAAAGGUGCAGCAGCCUGGUCAGAUACAAUAACUGGGCUCAGUUGCUAUCAGGUAUUUGUAACUACCUCUAGAUGCCAACAACGAGAGCUCACUCUCAUCCAGUAGACUGCUGUCUGGUUGAGCUCUUUUUCUCUACAGCCAUAUUUAAACAUAUUUAUAGAUAGAUAAGUAGGUAUAUAGCUAGAUUAGUUAGAUGUCAGAUAGAUGGAUAGAUGUGUUUUUCUGCUGAAAGCGGUGCUUGCAGUUUCAGAGUUAGAAGUGACCCCCCCCCCCAGUUUCACAACACUGGUAUGCAAGAUUUACAUACGGUAAAUAGUACAUACAUGAAUCCUCAGUGCCACAGCGGGUAAAACCACUGAGCUGCUGAAUUUGCUGACCGAAAGGUUGGCAGUUCAAAUCCAGGGAUCGUGGUGAGCUCCCGCUGUUAGCCCCAGCUUCUCCCAACUAGCAGUUCGAAAACAUGCAAAUGUGAGUAGAUCAAUCGAAGGUAACAGUGCUCCAUGCAGUCAUGCCAGCCACAUGACCUUGGAGGUGUCUACAGAAAACGCUAGCUCUUCAGCUUAGAAAUGGAGAUGAGCACCAACCCCCAGAGUCGGACACGACUGGACUUAGUGUCAGGGGAAAACCUUUAUCCUUUACCACUCAAUACAUACAUUAUUGCAGAGAUCAUCCAACAAGGUAAGAUAGUAUUAUAUACCUCUUUGUAAAGAAAGAAGGAAAUUGUUAAGCCAUUAUGGCAAAAUAAGGAACUGCACAAUCUCAGGUAUUGGGUAGCAAUUUGUUGGUGAGCAGAAAUAGUUCUGUCUUCUCAUGUGUUCAUUUUUGUAGUAUGAAAAAAAUUAAAAGGAAGAAAAAUGUGCUUAUCUGAUCACUUAAAAUACUUCAAUUUAAUAUAAUUAUCAUCCAUGGGACCACCCCACUUCACUUUUGUAGAAUACUACUUUAGAGAAGGGUGCUUGCUCAUAAAUACCAAUGACAGAUGAAAGCAGUCGACUGAAUGGGGAAAAAGCUGCCACCCUUUCCAUGUCUUAAACAGGAGAUCAGCUGCCUUGGGUCCCACUGUACAAUAAAUCAAUCAAAUAAACAAUGAUAAAUAAAUUUAAGGUUGUUCUAAAUA
This is a messenger RNA of Anolis carolinensis (green anole), 26028 nucleotides long. Its product is annotated as mucin-3B. Lineage: Eukaryota; Metazoa; Chordata; Lepidosauria; Squamata; Anolidae. The transcript is spliced from 4 exons. The coding region runs from base 1 to 24555 and encodes 8184 amino acids. The record is from RefSeq and is a predicted model, not a curated record.